Molecule: messenger RNA, 879 nt
Organism: Patiria miniata (bat star)
Lineage: Eukaryota; Metazoa; Echinodermata; Asteroidea; Valvatida; Asterinidae
Product: ficolin-3-like
Exons: 5
Coding region: 1-879 (292 amino acids)
Source: RefSeq, a predicted model, not a curated record
AUGCGGUUAGAGGAGCUCAGGAUUUACGCAGGAGUUGUUGAGAGUCAGUUGAGGACUUGUUACUUCGGUCCGCCACCGGAGCCGCUUCCUGGGGAACACUGGAUGCAAGCAGCAACUCGAGAAAUACGCAAACGAUGCCCAGGGACGCAAGUCUCUACUGAUGACAAUAAUGGUACCGAAGCUGAAGGCGAUGCCGAGACUUUGACAACACCUUCAAGUCCCCGAUAUGCUUACUGUUCAGACAGAGAUGACGAUAAUGAUGGAGAUGUGGUCAUCAUCUACCCAGCGCAGUAUCCAGGCGGCUUGUAUGUAUCCUGCAGUGGAAAGUGGAUUGUGAUUCAGAGGCGUUACGUCGCGGCCGUGAAUUUCACCCGUAGCUGGGCCGAGUACCGAGACGGCUUCGGUGAUCUUGAGAACUCAUUCUGGCUUGGGAACGAGAUCGUCCGUCAGCUAACAUCAGAGGGGACUUGGGAACUGAAGGUUGCAUUGACUUCAUUGGAUAAUCCAGGCUCAUGGGCUGCCGUUUAUUUGAGAGAUUUCCAGAUCGUAGGGGAUGAGUACCAACUCUUAGCGAGUAUAAACCCUUCGUAUUCAAUGGGUCAUUCUCUAAUUGACGUCCAUACAGGCCAGCUGUUCUCAACCUACGAUCACGACAAUGAUGACGAUGGGAACGCCAAUUGUGCCGCUGAGCUGAAGGGAGGCUGGUGGUUCAAGACUUGUACUGGAGGUGUAGGCACUGAGGAUCUCGUGCCGAGUAACCUGAAUGGGGAGUAUUCCUAUCCCGUCAACUACACGGGGCAAGACUACCGCGGUAUGAGGUGGGCUAGUGCGUUCGAUGGCCGUAUGUCUUGCGAGAUCUCGAUUCAUCGCUAUCUUUAA